GGCAUGGCUUCGGCGGGCAGCGGCAUGGAGGAGGUGCGCGUGUCGGUGCUGACCCCGCUGAAGCUGGUUGGGCUGGUGUGUAUAUUCCUGGCGCUGUGUCUGGACCUGGGCGCGGUGCUGAGCCCAGCCUGGGUCACGGCCGACCACCAGUACUACCUGUCCCUGUGGGAGUCCUGCCGGAAACCCGCCAGCCUGGACAUCUGGCACUGCGAGUCCACGCUCAGCAGCGAUUGGCAGAUUGCUACUCUGGCUUUGCUCUUGGGCGGUGCCGCCAUCAUUCUUAUUGCAUUCCUGGUGGGCUUGAUUUCUAUCUGCGUGGGUUCUCGGAGGCGCUUCUACAGACCUGUUGCUGUCAUGCUUUUUGCAGCAGUUGUUUUACAGGUUUGCAGCCUGGUCCUUUAUCCCAUCAAGUUCAUUGAAACUGUGAGCUUGAAAAUUUACCAUGAGUUCAAUUGGGGUUAUGGCCUUGCCUGGGGUUCAACAAUAUUUUCGUUUGGGGGUGCCAUCCUUUAUUGCCUGAACCCUAAGAACUAUGAAGACUACUACUAGAACCAAUAGUCUCAAAUGAAAAAAAAAAAACACCAACCAACCAUCCAACAGAAGGAUUACGUCUGCAUCUUUUCUAACUCAGUAUUUUCUAAAACACUUGUGGAGCAUCAAGCAGUUUGCUCAGUUGAUUUAAUAUCUUUUGCCUUUUGGCUGUCAACAUCAUAACCAGCUUUUACAUCCAUUUUAGAGACCUGCACAAAUUAAGAGAGCUGAUUAGACAUAGGCAAAUGCUGCAAAUUUCCAAUAUGUUCAUGUCAUUUUUCUUGACAAGUAAAGGGUCUAUAUGACAGCAACCAUUGUGAGAAACUAGUUGGAAUGAGAAAUGCCUGAAUCUCCUAUUGCCUGCAGGGGAGGAGCUGGCAUAAGCAACAUUUAGAAGUUCCUUUGCACUGACAGGGAUUCCAGUUAGAGUCCUCAUCACCUGCUUAUCCCACCCAGUGACUGCUUUGGUCAUUGGUUAUUUGCUUGAGUGAGCUGAAAAGUCAACUCCCCUUCAGCAUCUGACAGGAGUUGUGAAUGUAACUGGUGAAUGGUAUACAUUCCUCCUUCAAGAGUACUUUUUUUUUUUUUUUUUUAAUGGGAGUUUAUGCUUUGGCAAUCAGCAUCUCCCUGGGAAGGGAGUCAAGACUUGGAGACAUGUACUUUCAUUAUGUGGGUAGAAAUUGUGUCUCAGCCAUAUCUAGAGUGGGGGGGAAUUGAGGGUCUCUGCUUUUCCUGGGCAACUAGAAAGAAACAUGCAUGAGUUGCUUCUGUCCUAAGUACCCUUCCAAUUAGUUAUCAAACAUUGCAGCAAACAAUUGUGCAUAUGUAAUGAGCUUAACUAUUUUUAUAGAAAAUGAACCAUUAGCAUUAAUGGUAAUAUGUUGUUCCCUAGCCCUACACAUACUUUUCUGCCUGUUACACAUAAAAUUGAUAUUUGCUCUAGUGAAGUUGUUUGAACACUAACCCUGUACAUGUUAAGAGGCUUAGAUUGGUAUUCACACUUAUUUACCAUACAGAGUACAUAUACCGUAAAGCUUUUGCUCCAUAUUCUCUACUGUUUCACUGGAAUGUUUUAAGAGAAUUUCAUAAAGAGGAAAAUUGAAAUGAUGUUCAUGUGAAAAGCAAUGAUUCUCCUGUAAGCACUGUAGUUCAAAAGAGAGUAGCAAUUAGGAUGAUCAUUUUGUUUAGAGUUUACUAAAAUAGAAAGCUAUUUUUUUUCACGUAUUUUAAAUGUCGUUAAAAGAGAAAGUGAGAAUAGCAAUAGAUUUGUAUAAAUGUCUCAGUAGAGCAAUAGAAUUUGUCCGAUCAUCACCUGGUCCUCUGAAGUUAACUGAUGGGCUGACUGAUCUGUGCACACAAUUAUGAUGCGUUUAUGUUAAGGAAAUUUUUGUUGACUGUUCAAAUGGGAGGAAGUGUCAAAAUCAUAGGGAGUAAGUUUGGAACUAAUCUCACACUGCAAACUUGAGUUAAUUCUGUUUCAUAUACAAAUUUGGAUAGUUUAAUUAUAAACAUAUUUUUAUAUCUAAUAUACAAUUCUAAUAUAAAGGUUAUAAAUAGUUAUUUUUGUUAACAAAGACACUAAAACAGUAUGUCCUAGUUUUGGCCCUCCUACAGAAAGAAGCAUUGGAGAAAGCGUUUAAAACACAACUAUAUGCUCUUGUAUUGCAAACUCCAUUAAGAGCAGGACCACUUCGACAGUAUUUAAUAAUUUGCUGUACCUCCCAAAGCAAAGUUCUGUUUUCAGCUUGUCUUAGAAAGUGUUGUCAAAAACAACAGCAAAAAAAGAAAGAAAAAACAAGCAAAAAUUAUAAAACACUUUAUUACUCAAAUGCUAAAAAUAAUCUUAUCUUACAAAUUUUCUGUAGAACUACAAAGUAAGUAUGAAGUACUAGGCUUAUUCUUAUUUUAGCAAUUGUAACCAAAAGUUAUUGAAUGCAUCUGAGAGACAUCUUUAUAGAAAUAUAUGAUUCUAUAAAGAAUAUAAGAAACUAUAAGUGGAAAUUUUCCAAACAGAUAUUAGUAUUAUAGAAUCUUUUGAAGCAAUUUUCUUGAGAAAUAGUAAAAUUGGGGGCAGAUUGUCUUGCAGUUAAUUUCAUAUUGCCAGAGCAGCAUGAGAAAUACGGUAUUUGGAUAGGGGUUUCAGCUAAUAAACACCCUCUGUUGUGAGAGGAUCUCUUUUUUUCCCGAUAAUGGAAGGAACAAUACUUUAGUGCUGACAUCAGUGAGGCACUUUUCUUAGUGUUAGGAGAGGAUGCAGUGUGCUGUUGGACCAAUAUCAUAUCUUGAGACUUACCAAGUUUUCAUUCUCUGUCAAUAUGACAAGCUGGGAAGUGACAGAAUAUGUUAUAGGUUAAGGCACACUUAUUUGCAAUUUACUGAAAAGUGGAUUUCUUCUGUGACUUUUUUUUUCCCUCCCCAGUGAAAAGCCCAAUGCUGUAUUUCUGUCUUCACUAAUAUUUGGAAGUAUUUCCUCGCUAACACACUCAGUUCAAGCUGAAAAUUGUUCCCUAUCCAAAAUUUUGUUUUGUGUAUCAGAAUAAGCAUAAAGUGAAUUAUUCACCUACAUUAAUAUUAUGUCUUUGCAGCUUAGGUUUUCUGAUGUUUUACAAACAAAAUUGCUAACCACAAACACAUUGUUUAUCAUAUGUGUGUGUGUGUACACACAUAUAUGCAUACACACACACACAGCAUAAAGUACACACCAGGGCUAGUUAUUUGGAUUUCUUGCACAACUAUUUAGCUUUUUGUAAGUUCAAUGUGUAAAUUUUAAAGACAUAAAUAUAGAGAGACCUAUGUGUUUGAAAUAUAAAUGAUAUAUAUGGAUUAGCAUGUACCUGUAUAUUAUUAAACAUGCAAUGAACUGACUGGUAAGUGAUGUCUAAUCAUAUGGCUAGCAAUGUAAUUUAUUCAGACUGUAUUUUUGUACAGAGCAGCGCACACUAACCUAUGCCUUUGUGUCCUCUUUAAUGCCUAAAACUGUGCCUAGAAAUUUCAUCUGUCUUAAAUAAAAUAUACUUCAUGCUGUUUAUGCUAUUAGUUUCUCUACUGCUGUUCUAUAUUUAUUAUUUUAAAAUAUAUGACAUGUUUACUACUUAAAUAUGAAUUCAUGAUAUCCUGGUUAUUUUUUUUUUAACAGUCAUCUGAGGGAAACCUGUUUAUCACUCCAGUGGUUUUGAGUUUGCAGUUUCACAAUCAAUUCUUCAUUUCAUGAUUUUUGUAGCUGACAUGAAGUUAUCUAUGUGGAAAAAAUAAAAAUAAAAGUG
Molecule: messenger RNA, 3794 nt
Organism: Orycteropus afer afer
Lineage: Eukaryota; Metazoa; Chordata; Mammalia; Tubulidentata; Orycteropodidae
Gene: TMEM47
Product: transmembrane protein 47
Biological process (GO): cell-cell adhesion
Cellular component (GO): cell-cell junction; membrane
Source: RefSeq, a predicted model, not a curated record